Rhodofomes roseus is the source of this 1264-nucleotide messenger RNA. RefSeq lists its product as uncharacterized. Bases 80 to 1207 code for a protein of 375 amino acids. The record is from RefSeq and is a predicted model, not a curated record. Gene Ontology annotation, biological process: vesicle-mediated transport; endosomal vesicle fusion; autophagy. The transcript is spliced from 7 exons. Gene Ontology annotation, cellular component: fungal-type vacuole membrane; cytoplasm. Lineage: Eukaryota; Fungi; Basidiomycota; Agaricomycetes; Polyporales; Fomitopsidaceae.
CAGGACCAAGUUUCUACUACGACUACAGCACAAGAAAUACGCGUGUUGACAACAACAUUCCGAAAGUCUAAGGACGAGGAUGAGCUCCGCUCCGCUGAAUCCGUUGGACGUGCCGCCAUACCAACUCCAGCCUCUGCUCGCCAGCGUCGGUGACAACUCUGCACGACUUCCCGGACAACAGGCUCAUAUACGAUGUGCACAAGCCCUAGGUGCUGAGCUAUACGUGGGGUGCUCGAAUGGCGAGCUACUUCGCUUCUCUAUCCAGUUGCAAGAAGGAUCAACUGCAGACUCAUAUACCCUUCUGUCACGUCAAGCUGUAGUCCACGAGCGGCCUAUACAGGAGAUCGUUCUUCUUCCAAGUCUCUUGCGUGCACUGGUCCUGGCAGAUCAUCAGGUCUACAUCUACACGCUUCCUUCGCUGGACCAAAUACCGCCGACCGUCAUCAAGCCCAUACGCAACGUGGUUACUAUUGCGGUCGACGAACAACACUUGCGGCGACCACCACCUGCAGACCCAUUAUACCCAGCAGACCCGGUCGACUUCUGCGUGAUCAAGCGGAGCGCCAUCUCGCUCUACAGCCUCUCCAAGGAGAGGUUGUUUUUCCAGAAGGAAAUCCCUCUCCCCUCAGGGGGCUUCGUCGCUCGGCGCACAGGCAAGGCGCUGUGCAUUGCCGACAAGGAGUAUUACAAUGUCAUCGACCUAGAAUUGGCGUCGAUGGUGCCUCUCCUGCCACUCUCACAAGCGUCAGAUGGACAAACCAUCAAACCCAGUAUCACCGUCAUCAGCGAGAACGAGUUCCUGAUUGUAUCUUGGACGGGCGCGAGCAGCCUGGGCGUGUUCAUUACAGGCGACGGAGAGCCUGUGAGGGGCACACUGGAGUGGCCAGCUCACCCAGAAACCAUAUCACUCGAUUAUCCGUAUAUGACCACCCUGCUUCCGAACGAGACGAUAGAGAUCCACAGCGUCGAGACACAGGCGAUCGUGCAGGUUGUGCCGGCACCUGCUGACGGCGCGCAGAUCCCGGAGCGGAAGAGACUCAACAGCUCGGCGAACGGGUUUUUCGUGCCGUCGAAUCAACGCUCGGACAAGCUGCGCAAGACACCGGUGCGCCUGGUGCGGAGGAGGGGCACGAGCGAGGCAGGUGGAUCGAGCGGGAAGGAGAGCGGCGGGGAGGACUUGGAGGAAGUUCCUGGGAUGUCUGUAUAGCGCGCCAAUCUAAUCUAAUCUGCUUCUGGGACGACGUAAUGGCGCUGUUUACGUACG